This is a messenger RNA of Alosa alosa (allis shad), 18518 nucleotides long. RefSeq names its product bassoon presynaptic cytomatrix protein a (gene bsna). The record is from RefSeq and is a predicted model, not a curated record. Gene Ontology annotation, cellular component: GABA-ergic synapse; axon; cytoskeleton of presynaptic active zone. Gene Ontology annotation, molecular function: metal ion binding; structural constituent of presynaptic active zone. The transcript has 13 exons. Gene Ontology annotation, biological process: presynaptic active zone assembly; protein localization to synapse. The coding region runs from base 153 to 12947 and encodes 4264 amino acids. Lineage: Eukaryota; Metazoa; Chordata; Actinopteri; Clupeiformes; Clupeidae.
CCAUGCGCGUGCUUCGCACAGGUCUCUAGAACGUAGAGAGGGAUGAUGGCGGAAGAAGAGCAUCGUUGAGUCCGCAAACAGUUUUUUGGAAAUAGAACUAUCAUACUGCAGUUUAAUAAUAUUAUCAUCGGUGGUCUCCCUAAGAAGAGGCGAUGGGGAACGAAGCCAGCCUCGAGGGAGGGGGACAACCCGGUGAGCCGGGCUCCAUGGUUGGGAUGGCAGGAGCUGCAGGAUCCGUUUCAGCACCACCGGGCGCUGGACAGCACAUCAAGCCUGUGAACGGUACUGCAGCUGGGGGAGGAGCGGUCACGGGACCCGGAGCAGGGAUGAACAGGAUGGCUGGUGGAAGUCCCAAACCUGGAGGAAUGGGGAUGGGCAUGGGUGGAGGGAUGGGUGGAGGGAUGGGCAUGGGAGGUGGCAUGGGAGGUGGCAUGGGAGGUGGCAGCCGGGGAGACACGUACAGGCUGGCCACUCAUGAGAGCCCUCACGCUCCCCAGCUGUCGCCCAGCCCGAGCCCCACCCCGUCUCAGAUGUCAGCCGGUCAGGGCGCGGGGCAGCACGCCUCCAGACGGAACCUCCAGGUGGACGUCAGUGGCGGUGGGCGCUCCGGCCGCUCGCCCUCCGUGUCCCCGGACCGGGGCAGUGCCCCGUCCUCGCCUUACUCCGUGCCACAGAUCGCCCCCAUGCCCAGCAGCAAGCUUUGCCCCAUCUGCAAGACCACCGAGCUCACCACCUCUAACAACACGCCCAACUUCAACAAGUGCACCCAGUGUCGCUCCACCGUCUGCAACCAAUGCGGCUUCAACCCCAACCCACACCUCACAGAGGUGCAGGAGUGGUUGUGUCUCAACUGUCAGAUGCAAAGAGCCCUGGGGAUGGACAUGACCACACCGCGCUCCAAGAGCCAACAGCAGAUCCACUCGCCCUCCCACAAGCCCAAGCCCCAAGCUGAGCCCCAACCCCAGCCCCCACCACAGACCCAGCCCCAGGCCCACCCUCCAGCUCAGCCCAAGCCUCAACAACAGCCCCACGCCCAGCCCCAGUCACAGCCUCAUGCCCAGCUACCCUAUGCCCCGCAGCAGCAGCAGGGGUAUCAACAGCAGCAGCAGCAGGGGUAUCAACAGCAGCAGCAGCAGGGGUAUCAACAGCAGCAGCAGGGGUAUCAACAGCAGCAGCAGGGGUAUCAGCAGCAGCAGCAGGGAUAUCAGCAGCAGCAGCCUCACCCAAUGCCCCAUGCCCAGCCUCAGCAGCUCAAACCUCAGCCCCAGACCCAAAUCCAGCCCCAGGCUUCCCCGGGGCCUCCCAGGCACAUGGGGCCGUCUGGGCAGCAGCAGCAAAUGCCACAUCAACAGCUGCCACAUCAACAGCAGCAGCAGCAGCAUCCACAGCAGCAGAUGCCGCAGCAGCAGCCAUAUCAACAGCAGAAUCCAGGCCAGUUUGGUCAGCCCGGGCCUGCAGUAGGUGGAGGUCAGGGCGGCGGGCCCAGGAUCCCUCACCCUGGGGCCGUGCCCCUCCCCGGCCUGGCCAAGGCCCCGUCCCAGCCCGACUUGGGCCGCGGCUCUCCGCUACACUAUGGUGGCGGUGGAGGAGGUCCGCAGAUCCGCAGUGCCGGGAGCUCUCCGGCCCGCAAGCCUGCGGUGGCCGCCCAGGGCCAGGCGCAGGAAGGCCUGACCAAGCUGUUCGGCUUCGGAGCCUCGCUGCUCAACCAGGCCAGCACGCUCAUCUCCGUGGACCCUCUGCCGGGCUCCUCGCCGCAGCCGUCCCCGGCCCGCUCCAACGCCGGCGGGCCCCGCGUCCUCUUCAGCGACGGCUCCUCAGGCACCAAAGGGCCCGGUCCACCAGGAGGCACCGGUGCCGCCAAGCCCGCAGGGGGAGCUCCCUUCCAGCAGGGGCCCCACGCGCCACCACAGCAGCAGCAGCAGCAGAGGCAGCCCGGGCAGCAGACACCCGUCCAUGGCUCUCCGGCGCAUCAGCAGAAGCCUCCCAUGCAACAGCAGCAGCAGCAGUCCCCAGCACAUCAGUCCAAGAUGCAGCAGCAGCAGCAACCCAAGCAGCAACAGCAGCAGCAGCAGCCGAAGCCUGUCAAGCAGGAGCCGACACCCCAGCAGCAGGCGGCCCCCGUGCCAAAGGUCGAAUGUCCACUCUGCAAGACGGCGCUCAACAUCGGCUCGACUGACCCGCCGAACUACAACUCGUGCACGCAGUGCCACACGCAGGUGUGCAACCUGUGCGGCUUCAACCCCACGCCACACCUGGUGGAGAAAAAAGAAUGGCUCUGCCUGAACUGUCAAACACAGCGGCUAAUGUCAGGCGGGCUCGGAGACAUGCCUCUUCCUGUUCCCCAGCCGUCUCCUAAGCACCAACCAAUGGGAUCGCCUCGACACCAGGCACCGGCCAGUCAGCAGCCAGCUCAGCAGCCGCCCUCUCAGAAAGUGUCCAAUCAGCAGCAGGACGGGAAGGCAAUGCCAUCACAGCAGAAAGCUCCCUUGGCUCAGGGGAGCGGUCCCUUCGCCCCAACGGCUGCUAAGGCACCUGGGGAUGCAAAAGCCCCUGUACAGACCACUACCCCCAGCGAGACGCAGAAACAGCAGAAGAAUUUGGAGAAGGAUAUCACCACCUCCAAAACGGAGAAGGAAUCCGAGUCCAAGGACUCUAAGCCUGCUCUUAAGAAGGGAAUACAAGAGCAGACACCAACCAUUACUCCAGCUAAAGAUGAGAAGAGGGAAUCUCAAAAGUCAAGAUAUUAUGAGGAGGCGAACAAAACAAACAGCACCCAUGACCUCUCCAGGAGUCCCCAGAGCCUGAGUGACACUGGGUACUCCUCAGACGGCAUCUCGAGCUCACACAGCGAGAUCACCGGCCUUAUCCAGGAGGAGGAGAUGAAGCUGAGUGAGAGAGGCCUGACCGGCUGCCACACUCCUCCCAGCCCCUCCGAGAUCACCAAGCUGGAGAGCUCCAUGAGACCACUGCUGGAGUCCAAGGUGAAAGACCAGGAGAAGGACAGGGAGCAUGAGCGUGGCAGAGGUCGGCAUCAUUCCCGAGACGCGGGACAUCGGCCACAUUCGCUUUCGGUCAGUCCUGAGGCUUACGACUCAGACGAAGAGUUGGAGGACAUCAUGGAGGAAGAGGAAGAUCUGGCCGACUGGGAGGCCAAACGAGAGCUUCGCGCCAUGGCUGCCGCAGGAGAGGAGAGUGGUCACAAAAAGAAACCAGAUCCCUCUGAAAUGACCGAUGAGGAGUAUAUGAGGAGGCAGAUUAUGGAGAUGAGUGCAGAUGAGGAUAACGAAGAGGAAGAGGAGGAGGAAAUGGAGGAGGAGGAAGAGGAAGACGAGGGAUAUGGAUACCAAAAAUCGAAAAAGACACACAAGCACACCAGCGAAUCAGGGAAAGAGAAACGGCGCCUCACACAUCACUCAAGCAGCUUCGAGGAAGAAACCAAAUCCAGUGACGUGAAAAAAGGCUAUGCUGAGGAAGGAGAGGAGGACUUGAUGGCCUCACAAGGUGGUCUGCGCCGAUUUAAGACCAUAGAGUUAAACAACACAAACAGCUACACCCGAGACAUCGAACUGAGCAAUGAGAAUGACCUAAGCCUGGACAGAGAACCCGAGCUUGAGAUGGAAAGCCUCACAGGCUCCCCAGAGGAGCGUUCAAGAGGAGAGUACUCCUCCACUUUACCACCCACCACCUCCAGCUACACCUCUGGCACCUCGCCCACUUCCAUCUCCUCGAUGGAGGAUGACAGCGACAGCAGCCCCAGCCGUAGGCAGAGGCUGGAAGAGGCCAAGCAGCAGAGGAAGGCCCGUCACCGCUCUCACGGCCCACUGCUGCCCACCAUCGAGGACUCUUCGGAGGAGGACGAGCUGAGAGAGGAAGAGGAGCUCCUCAGGGAGCAGGAGAAAAUGCGGGAGGUAGAGCAACAGAGGAUACGCAGCACGGCCCGAAAGACCAAACGAGACAAGGAGGAAUUGAGGGCUCAGAGGCGGAGGGAGAGGUCCAAAACUCCUCCCAGUAACCUGUCUCCCAUUGAAGAUGCCUCCCCCACAGAGGAGCUGAGACAGGCUGCUGAAAUGGAGGAAUUGCACCGAUCCUCCUGCUCAGAGUACUCUCCCUCUAUUGACUCGGAGGCUGAGGGCUAUGAGGUAUCAUCCAAGCUCUACAAGUCCGGCAGUGAGUACAACCUUCCAACAUUUAUGUCUCUGUACUCUCCCACUGAAAAGCCUGAAACGACCUCCUCUACCACAACCACGACUACCUCAGUGAGUGGCAAGCCUUUAAAGAGUGCCGAAGAGGUCUAUGAAGAAAUGAUGAGGAAAGCAGAGAUGUUGCAAAAGCAACAGAAGCAGCAGCAGCAGCAACCGCAGCAGCAGUCUCGCUCAGGGCAGCAGUACAACACAAGCGCCUUUCAACAGGAGGGCAUAAGAAAUGGACAGCAGUAUGAGGAUGAGUAUGAAUAUGUCGAUCAAGAUGAAACUGAGUAUGACAAUGAGGAGAGUGGGGAUAUCUAUGAAGAGAUUCGUCAGACCUCCCAGAACAUCACAAAAGAGUUGGAUGAACAAGGGGAUAUUGAGGGGACCUAUCCUGACAAGCAACUCCUAGAUACAGGCUCAGCUUUUGCCAAACUGCUGGAGCAAAGUAAUGCCCUUUUGACCCCUGGCACUAGCCCCACUCAACUCUCAGCCCCUGUUUCAUUCGCUGAAACUGGGAGGGGCAUUCCUGACGUACGUGUGACUCAGCAUUUUUCAAAAGAUGCUCAAAAAGACAGGCUCAAAGGUCAAGCCGGUAAAAAUGGCAUAACUCCUGUAGCUGCGGCCACUACGAUAGCAGCCUACGGUGUAUACGCUAGAGAUGCCGUAACAGUCUCCCACACCAGUGUCAGUCACACAGUGACCUCAACACAGUCUAAUUUGUAUGGCCGCCAAACUGGCAGCACUGCCACAACUACUACCACAGUCUCAAACGUCUCCAGCAAAAUAGCAGAGAUGACUCAGGCAUACAGUCAAAGAGACAGCUCAGGAAGGAGGGUGGCCGAGAGCAGAGGAGUACAAAUGAGAGACAGUUCAACCUCAUCAGAAACCACAAUGGAGCCUCGUACAACCAAAGUGUACUCUUAUUACAAAAGUUCCAGUCCUCCACUCUCCCCAACUACAUCGCCAACACACAGCCCAACACACCACAGUAGGAGGACAGCGGAAUUUUCAACCCAGACAUUCAGUUCUGCGCAAGCAGGGGGUUCCCCUACCUCUCCAGUGAUAGCUCAGGGGACCCAGACACCCCACAGGUCAGCGUCUCCUCGUCUUUUCAGACAACAGUCCUCGCAAGAGGCUCCAAUGGAUUAUGAGCCCACAAGUCCUUCUAGGCCAGUGACUGUCAACACUGCCACUUCUCCUCUCUCCUCACCCACAAGAUUCAGUCGUCAGUCUACUUUCGAUUCCUACUCCCCACCCAUGAGCCCUCCAGACACACCACCUCAUCAGCAGUCACCUUCCCAUGGUCUCUACAGGACCCGCCGUGUUGAGAAAGUCAGUGUUGGCACAAGCAUGGUCACAACUGCAAGCACAUACACUCGUGGGUCUCUCUCUAUGGAAAACAUAUCACUCUGCAGAAUAUCUACUGUUCCGGGCACCUCCAGAGUGGAACAAGGUCAAAUGAUUCUUGGUGGGAGUGUAGUAGACCUGAGGACUCCAUUAAAGCCAACUCCAAUUAUCAUGACAGACCAGGGGAUGGACUUAACUUCAUUAGCCACAGACUCACGAAAGUUCUCAGGCAGUGCAGAGGGCAGCCCUAUUCGGCACUCAACAAUUGUCCAGCCACUGAUCAUGAACCUCAAUGCUCAGGAGCAACCACAUGUGAUGGCUUCGACACCUACGACUGUGAGUGUCACAGUGGCAGCAUCCAUGUUCAUUUCUCAACACAAGCAACCUGUUAUAUAUGGCGAUCCUCUCCAGAACAGAAUGGAUCUGGGUCAGGGUAUGGUAGCUGUGUGCCUGGCUCCAUCAAAGCCUGUUCAGAUCGACCCAACAAUUCCAAAGAUUGAUGCAAAGCUUGAGGACUUGAGCCUUCAGCAGGAGCAGCUACGUAAGCAGCAGCAAAAGCUUCAACAGCAGCAGCAGAUACUGGAACACCAGCUUCAGCAGCAUCACCAACUGCAGCAAACUGGUUCAUUUUCAAGAUUCAACCUGAGCGGUCAAACCCCAGUGCUAAAGAAAGACCUGGUGGUGAGCCAAACCAGCAGUGCCCAACCUGUUGUCAGUGCCAUAUCACCUGCUGGUGAGAUGUACAGUGCUGGGGCGCCCAUUGAGAUGCCACCUGCGCAAGGUAUAGUGAACCUGGCCACUACCAAACCUCAUACAGUGAUGGUACAGAUGGAUGGUAUAUCACAAGGAGGUCCAGUUUCCCAGCUUAUUAGGCCAGAAGAGGGUCAGGAUAUUGUAGAUCUGACUGGCCAGAUUAAAGCAGAAAAUCAAGUAGCCUGCUGUGAUGUUGUUUACAAUUUACCCUUCGGUGGCAGUUGUGUUGGAGGUCCGUUCUCCCAAAAGCCAAAUGCAGAGGAAGCACCUGGUGUCAGUGAGCCCCCACGCCCACCAUCUGCACCUCCACAACUUUACCAACCAAUUGAGACUGGUGUAGAUGCCCUGAAUUAUCAGGAUAUAGCUAUGAAAUCCUAUACACUGCCCUUCCCUAGUCGGCUACAACCAUCUAUGUCCGACACUAACCUAGCUGAUGCAGGACUAUCGUCCUUCCAUUCAAAGCUUGACCCACACCUUCAAGCAUCUGGAGAAUAUGCUGUGGAUCUCAGUUCAAUGAAAAAUCCCUAUGAACGAGGUCAGAUGGGCUUUGGACUCCAGUAUGGUUCUUAUACUGAUUUACGACAUGGAGGAGAUGUGACAGUUCCUCCUCUACCUAUAAGAAGAUACAACUCUCUAUCUAACAUUAGUGCAGACUAUGGAUACUCUGCUCGAGAUCUAGCAAAUUUCCAGGAGUCUAAUCUUGCUCAAUAUAGUGCAACUACUGCUCGGGAGAUAAGCCGUAUGUGUGCAGCCUUGAAUUCAAUGGACCGCUUUGGCAGCAACCCUGAUCUUGCAGCGCAAUUUGGUACUGGAAGAGGAAGUAUUCCACCAGGUAGAAUGGGUCUGCCACAAGGUCUGGCAGGACUCAGGCCCAAUCUAAUGUAUGGUCCAGAUGGAAAGCCUCUCUCUCACAGUCAAGCAUUAACCAAUCUCAUUAAUGCCAGACAAGCAAGUCUUAGAGCAAUGUACCCAUCUGCCAUAAGAUCUGCUGACGGUAUGACUUUCUCCACAAUCAACACUCCCAUUGCCUCCACCGUACCAAUCACAACACAGCCAGCCUCUGUGCUAAGGCCAUUGCUCAGAGGUGUUUACAGGCCAUACCCCACACCAAACAUGACCCCAGUGCCUCUGGCCAGCCUCACUAGAAUGCCUGUGAUGACUCCAAGGAUACCCAUGUCUGGACAGGGCCCAUGCCGUUUCCCAGCACCCAGCCAAUUCCCAACAACCACCGCUGCUGCAGUCAGUGAGCCACCUCCAAUGACCAUGGUUCAAGAUGCUCCUAUGUACCUUGGGAAGUCUCCUGUGAGCUCUGCAGUAUCCGGGACUAUCACUGCUCCCAUAUCAUCUGGUGCACUAGGUGCCCAGCCCACAUCAAUGCUAGGACCAACACCCAUUGUUGUGCCAACAAACCAACCACAAGAGCAGCCUAUGAAUCUGACACAGCCUCACCAGCACACACAGACACAACCAUCAGGGCAAGCCCCUACUCAGCCUCAAGCACCAACCCAACCUCAGCCUCCCAUGGCUCAUGCCUACCCACCAACUCAUGGUCAGCCACCAAGCCAAUCCCAGUCUCAGCCACCUCCAGCAACCCCACCUGCUGCCACCACCACCAGUGAUGCGUCUGCAACAGCACCAAAAGACCCAGAAGAAGAGAGGCUUCAGCGACAACAGGAACAUUUGCUUCAGCUUGAGAGAGAGUGUGUGGAGCUGGAAAAGCUACGUCAGCUUCGUCUGCAGGAGGAGCUUGAAAGGGAGCGAGUUGAGCUACAACGGCAACGUGAGAAGGAGCAGAUGUUGGUACACCAGGAGAUCCAGGAGCUGCAGACCAUCAAGCAGCAGGUCAUACAUCAGCAGCAGGCCGAGAGAGAAAAGCAGCUCGUCUUGCAGAAGGAGCAGCUUGCCCAGCAGAAAGCACAACUUGACCAGAUACAGUCUUUACAGCAACAACUGCAGCAGCAGCUUGAAGAACAAAAGAGACAGAAAACCGCCGCUGCAGCUGCAGCAGCCGUGGCCACAGCCAAUGUCAUUUGCGAUCAAACAGGCAGAAUUAUUCAACAUGAACUGGUCCCAGAAAUGCCAUACAGUGAUUCUCAGCUGGCCUCUAGGUCUUUGCCCAACUCUGCAUCAGAGAUGUGUUUGCGUGAGGAGCAGGAAACCAGGUCUAUGAGGAAACAGAGGUCCAUGCCUCGUCUCCAGGACGGAGAUGGAAGAGAGCCGAUGUUCCCUCUGACACGAAGAAUUGUGGACAGCAGUGUGCAAACAGAUGAAGAGGAUGGCGAGGAGAGGUACCUUAUGUCCAGAAGGAGACGUACCAGGCGUAGCGUUGACUGCAGUGUCCAGACAGACGAUGAUGAGGACAAGGCAGAGUGGGAGCAACCAGUCAGACGCCGGCGGUCCCGCCAUUCCCGCCACUCCGAGUCUGGGGCUGAUGCCAAGACUGACUCCGCAACUGCCACCACCUCCACAGCUGCCAAGGUGUCCUCAUCCAGCAUAGCCAUUCAAACCAUCCGAGACUGUUCUAGUCAAACAGACAAAGAGCAGUUGGGAAGAGUCUCCCCUGCCAUUCAAGUGACUGUGCCUGACCCAAAUAAAGUUGAAAUUGUCCACUACAUCUCUGGCCCUGAGAGGACACAGAAAGGCCAGAGCUUAGCUUGCCAAACAGACACCGAGGCCCAGUCGCAGGGAGUGGUUGUACCACAGAUCAGUGUGGCGACCACCAUCAGUCCCUACUCCACAAGUGUCCAGCUUGUUGGUUCGUCAGAUUCCCUCUCUUCUCGUCAGCAGGCAUCCAAGUUUGAGCGGCGAAAGCCAGAUCCAUUAGAGAUCAGCUACCAGCAGCAGCACCAUCUGCACAAUGAAUCUCUGUCUAACCUGAUCCGGCAGCCACCCAAGUCUCCUCAGGUCUUGUACUCGCCAGUAUCCCCGCUUGCGUCUCCUCAUCGCCUAAUUGAGACAUCAUUCGCAUCCAGUGAAAGGCUGAAUAAGGCUCAUGUCACUCCACAGCAGAAAUCCUAUACUGCAGAGUCACCCCAGAGGCACUCCACUCUGCCUCGACCAAUGAAGAAUGUCCAGAGGUCUAUGUCAGACCCCAAACCUCUCAGCCCAACCACAGAUGACCAUGCAAAGGCCAGGUUAUACCUCUCUCAACAACAGGCACUCCAGAGUCAGCUGGCUGCCCUGCAGCAGAGCUCCCUCCUGAGGAAGGUGAAGCGCACCCUGCCCAGCCCCCCGCCCGACGAGACCCAGCUGUCGAUGGUCACCCCUGCCCUGCCCCAGAUGUAUAUGCCCUCGGUGCCCUCUCUGAAGGCUGGCCGCAGCCCUGGCCUUAUUGCCAAGGCCAGCCUGCUGAAGGACCUGACCCACGAGCUGAAGGCGGUGGAGCAGGAGUCUACCAAGCUCCGCAAGCAGCAGGCAGAGCUGGAGGAGGAGGAGAAGGAGAUUGACGCCAAGCUCCGCUACCUGGAGCAGGGCAUCCAUCAGCGCAAAGAGACUCUGGUGAAGGAGAGAGAGAGGCGGGAGCUGGCGUACCUGCGCUGCAUGGGCGAUGCACGAGACUACAUGUCAGACUCUGAGCUCAACAACCUGCGGUUGGCAGCGGCUGCGGUGUCGUACGAGAGCAACGGCCUGCUGACGAGACCAAGCACGGCGCCCCUCAGCCAGUUUUCCAGUGAGCUGAGUACCGCCGCCCAGUACCCUCCUACUUCAUCAUUCGUCUCCUACCAGUUCCCCCAGAGCCAGCCAGCUCCCGCCCCACAGCCCACAACCCCUUUCCAAUCCACUGGAUACAACCAGCCUCCCUACCCCAGUGUCUCCCAGGCCCAGGCUCUCCCUCAACCUACCCCUCUGCAGACCCAUCAUCCUCCCCCAUCAUACCAGACUCCAGGGACCUUCCCCUCACAAACCUAUCCACCAGGCCAACCUCCUUACCCAACUGAACACAGUGUGCAGCAACCACCACAGCCAGGACAUCCCGGGUUCCAGCAGCCUCCACCCCCUGGUGGUCAACCUCCUUACCCAGCCCACACUACGCCAUACCCGAGCCAGGCACCACCCUACCCGGUCAGCCAGGCAAGCACUUACCAACCUCAGGCUGACAUCCUCACUGUGCACCAGAGGCCCCGACAGACCUCAUUGGCUGAUUUGGAGCACAAGAUGCCCACUAAUUAUGAGAUCAUAAGCAACCCAACAGUUGUUGUAACAACCACUGCUCAAGACACCUCCUACUCUCAGACAGGUAUGGCCGCCUCUUAUGGACAGUAUGCAACAACCAUGGCAACCAGCUAUGGUCCAUACCCCACUGCUGUUUCCAGCACUUACGGAGGCUACCCCACGACCACAGCAAGCUCUUAUGGCCAGUACACUACAACUGCGGCUAGCUCUUAUGGAGGGUACACGACCACUAUCGCUAACACUUAUGGCUACACCACAACUACAGCCAGUUCCUAUGGACAGUACACAACUACAAUGUCUAGUGCAUAUGGCCAGGCGUCUGACCGACUACACUCGGUCGACAGCUCUUCCACCUAUGCCAGUGAUGGUCUGUAUGGUUCCUCUAACCUGGAUCAAAACGGUGCUAAGAGCUAUUUGGUGAUCGAUGACAUCAGCGAGCUGACGAAGGAGGGCAUGGGCACAACCGCUGACCCGCACCGCACCGAGGGUCACGGGCGCUACGGGGGCGACGCCGUCCACACACGAGGAGGGAGCUCCUACGGCCGACCAGAGGACGGGCAGCAGGAAGACCUGUACGACCAUCACCAAGGCAGGGGUAAGAGCACCGGCGGCUACCAUCCGCGAGGGGCAGAUAUGUACGGCCGGGUAGUGGGCAGCGGUAGCAUGGGUGGGGGAUCGUCCUAUUACUAUGACGACUACAAGCACUCGUCAACGACAAGUUCACGUGCAGCCCAGAGGCAAUCGUCCAAGAGUUUGGCUCCAGCUGUAAUGUCCACCAAGAGGAGCAAGCACCGAAAGCAAGGCAUGGAGCAGAAGAUCUCCAAGUUCUCGCCCAUCGAGGAGGCCCGCGACGUGGAGGCUGACCUGGCCUCCUACACCAUGAGUACGGCUGCAACCAGUGGCUACGGUUCCGGCUCCCGUUCCCGAAAGCUCCAGGAUGAGUUCGCUUACGGGCUUGGGCGCAAGGCCGUCUACGACCCUCAGAGGGGCUACUACGAGGAAGACGAGCGACUGUACAGCCAAGGCAGGUCCCGCUCCACCGGUUACGUACCGGUAAUGGACAAGGUCGCAACCAGGGACUCAGGCUAUCGGAGCAGAUCGUACGAGCGGGACUACUAUGAGAGGUCGUAUCGGAGUGGCUACGGUGGCCACAGUGGGCGUCCCACCUUGCGCUCACAGUACUCAGAGGAGGAGAGUCCACUCAGCCCUAUGGGGAAACCCAUGGGUGGACGUGGCUACGUUGGGCCAGAUCCUUACAAUCCAUACGGCUCCAGCCACUCCCUGCCAGACGUGCAGGACCACAUAAGAGACUUGCCCAGGACGCACGUCUACAAAUCUGACGAUAUGUACAUUAUAGACGAUUAUCAUUGUGCUGUGUCAGACAGUGAAGCCUACCACUUGGGCCAGGAGGAAACGGACUGGUUCGAGAAGCCACGCGACGUCCGUGGCUCCCGUCACUAUGGCAGCAGUGGCCACUCCUCGGGGAGGCGGAGCCACGUCAAACACACAUACCAUGACUACGACGAGCCGCCGGAGGAGGAUCUGUGGCCGCAGGACGAAUACGGCCACACCCGCUCCCACUCCUCGUCUCGGGAGCACCGUCACCACGGCACCGGGAGCUCAAGCCGCCACUCAUCCUCCCGCCACGGCGACGAACAACGAUCCUCUCGGUCUUCCCGCUCCUCCAAGGACCCGUCCAUGCGCCACGACUCCCGUUCCGUGUCCUCGUCUUCGGGCAAGAGGGGCGACUCGCGCUCCCAGAGCUACCACUCCGCCGACUACGCGCGCGACCCCUCGGGCCACCACCACUCGGGCCAGCGCUCCAGCAGGCAGUCGUCCCACCACCAGGGAUCUUCCAGCAGGAAGCAGCAGCAGGACCUCCAGGGCCAGCCAUCCUCCAGGCAGCCCGGCUCAUCUGGGUCCAGGACGCCUGGAGGGCCUGCGGGGCAAGGUAGGCAGCCUGGGUCGGCACUGCCACCGGACGCGCAGCAGGGCCAGCGGGCGCAGCUUCAGCAGCAGCCCCAGACGUCGGCGGCCAGGCCGGGCCAGCAGCUGCCUGUAGGGGGCGUUGCAGCACAGCAGCAGCCAACCCAGGCACAGCAACUCCAGGCCAAGCCGGGUCAAAUGGGUCAAAUGGGUCAGAUGGGCCCAGUGGCAGGAGCAGCACAGACACCUGCUGCUAUGGCUGAUCCCAAACCUGCAUCAACCACCGCGAUUGGAGCAAAAGCUGCGACAGCCCAGCCUGCCAAAGCCGCUCAGCCACCGCUCACGGGGAUAGGUUCCAAGGCUGGCAUUGGUGGCAUGGGUGGUAUCGGUGGCAUUGGGUCGAAGGCAGGUGGCAUAGGCAGCGCAGCAGCAGGGCAGCCUGGUGCAGAGGGAGAGAGCUUGCUGUCUAAGGUCCUGCCAUUAGGAGGUGCCGCUGAGCAGGCCGGAAAGUUGGGCGAGGCCAUCUCUGGAUUUGGCAAGAAAUUCACUUCCUUCUUCUGAAGUGCGUCUACAGAGGAUUAAAAUGGAGUUUUGGAGAAGAAGGCUUUGUACUGGAAAAACCAUUGAAGUUUCCCUUCUAUGUUUUAAUUUAAGCAAGUGUGAAAGAGAAUGUGUGAGAUCGAGAGGGAGAGAGGACAUCUGAGUGCACUGCCAACCAGGACCGGAAGCACAGGAUUCCUCACACUCCAGGCCUACGGAGUAGAGAGGCCAGACCGCCUCCCCCUGGCAGACCAGACAAUCGUUGCAAGGUGCCCACCAAUCCAGUUGCCCAUACUCCGGCUAAUGAUCACAUGGCCAAAGAACCGCGCCUUUGACCACCCAUCCUCUACAUUUGGUGACCCCUGACCUUUGCAACUCGAGGGCCUCGGAUAACUCACAGCAGAAGGAGAGCAUACUGCAGGUGUCUUCUUCCAUCUUUUUGCCUACAAGGAAGGAGAAAGCAAGGUGCAGAGAGAGAGAGAGAGAGAGAGAAAGAUGUCUGCUUCCUUCUCACUGUCUCUACGCUGUGGGAGAGUCCAUCAGAGACCUGAGGGCUAACCACAGAAUGGGAAAUCCUUCAAGAGGUCAUCAUUCGACCAGUCCAGAAUCUGGAGUUCACGGGCAUCACGUUUGGGCAAGGCCACACCAGGCACACAUGCUUUAAACACUGCCAGGGUAAGCAAGACAGAGUGUGCCAAAACAGGGGGUCUCUGAUUCCAAACUCCUGUGCUCGGAUUACGAACUCCAAACUCCCCUCUCGUGUGUGAAAGUUUAUUUAAAAAAAAAUGCAAAGAAGACAAAAGAACUUCAUUGGUUUUUCCAGUACUUUAUAAGACCUUCUAUUUUUGACGAAUAGUGGAAUAGCAUUUACAAGGAAGUGGAAACAGAAAAAAAAAGUUGACCACGACAACACAAAUGUCUUCAUUGUAUGCUAAGUUUUUAUCUCUACAUUCCAAAAUGGAAAAAAAAACAAACCCGAUUUAUUUCUGAAUGCAGACUACUUCUCGUUCAUUCUUACUUUUGACCCUCUUGCAAUGUGUUUAAAGAAGUGUAAAAUGGAUUUGGACUGCAUGUAACUUUAUAUCCAAGACCUUACACUGUUCACCAUGUCUAACACACAGUGGCCGUAAGACAUUGAAGAAAAUAAAAUAAAAUAAAGUCAAGGUCGCAAAGAGAGAGAACCUAGGCAAAAAGCAGAAGAUGAAUGCAGUAGACGAACGGCUGAAACGUAGGAGAAAAGAGCGGAGGACUGGCUCGAAGGUGGGAGCCCACUAGGGCCUUGGUUUUCGUCUCUCAGCCAUUGCAAAGCCAUUAAGAAAACCUGGCCAUGACGUCUGGGUCUUGGGAUGGGUCCCAAUACACCCACAACUUAUUUUGCAGUCGUGGAGUUUCUUACAGUUUUGUCACCAUGUUAUUGCGCUUCAUGAAGUUUGCCUCAUUUGCUUUUGGUUGAGGAGAUACAUCGCCUUAAUGCUUUCAGUUGUAUUUUAAUUUAAAAUUAAUUUAAAUUAAUUUAUAUACUUGACAUAUUUUUUAUUCUGUUAUUACCAUAAGGCUUAGUUUCUUCACACUCUGGCCAGUCUUUGUAUAUAUCAAUAAAAAAAAUAAUAAUAGUAAUGUCAGGCCAAUCAUCGGUGGAGAAUAUGUUAAUACUUUUGUAUUUUGAUUUAUGCUUUGUUUUUUUAAGUCUUUAUAUAAAUUAUUUAUUGUUUAUUUUUCCAGUCAUCACUAUUUCUACAAAGGCCAUUCUGCUUAUUUAUGUUGAGUUAUCUUUGUUUGUUUGAAUGUUUUAUUAUUAUUUGUGAAGAUGUAAAAAAAAAAGCAAUAGUGCGUGACGGUCAGUCAGUCAAGAGCACAAGCAUGUGACGUUUCUAAAUUAGUGGUCAGGAAUGUGACACCUCUGACAGUGACUCUGAAAUGCCCUGUUCACUUGUCUCUGGCGGCUCAAAUCUGUCCACUGUCCAACAUAGAACUGCCUCAAGAUUCCCAUUUCCCACAAGGCUUUGCUGUAGCUUGCCUCGUUCACAGAUAGUUACUGUGCAUUGAAUCUCCUAAAUCCCCUAUAGUCCGUGGGAAUGGAUAACCAACAAAAAGAGAGAAGUUGGAAUUGCCCAUCCUCCUAAAAGCUGUUGUGAAAUAGUCUCAGACACCAAAAGGGCACAUAUCUGGGAACUGAGGGUUCCUACUGUAUGGUGAUCUACUGAUUCAUACUGACAGAGGUCUCCUCUCAGGUCUGGUUUCCUCCAUCUUCUAUGGGCUCUGGCACUGUCUGUUCAUACAAAUCUUUGCUUGAGAGGGCUUGAGAGGUGAGUGGACAGAAUUGGGCCCCAAAUGACAUGAUCAUGUCUCUUGUACGAUCAAGCUAGGAUCAAGCAUGUUUUGGAAAAAAAAGACUUCAGUCACCUUGAUAUCGUUGUACGUUUCCUGUUGGUACUGAGUGUAUGUGUGUUUGUGUGCCUGGGUGUGUGUUUGUAAACAUGCGUGUGUAUGCGUGUUUCUGUUCAUUCAAAAACAAACAGAAAAUGAGAUAGGAAAAAAUCAAUCAAACACAGGGGGAGGUCAAGAACAAGUCUUCAUUUUAAAAGUUCUAUGCAAUGAUUACUAUUUGGUUUCAAACAGAAUAGAAACACCAUCAAAUAAAACACAACCCUUGUCAUAUCUAUGGAAAAUACAAGAAUCAUUUUAAAGCAAACAUGAAGUUAAAAGGAUUGACUUGUUUGUAAAUAGCUACUUAUAAUGUCAGGAAUUGAACUAUUAAAACAAAUCUCUCUCUCUAUAUAUAUAUAUAUACAUAUAUAAAUAUUUAUUAUUUCAUUUUGAAUUUUCGUGGCAUGAUUGAACCCCCUCUCACACAUUCCUUACAUUGGACCCCUGGCAGAUGGGGUUUCCAGUGUCCACCAUCUUCACGCAUGGGUUUAUUGGUAGCAUGGAAGUCCCCAUCGUACGGUUUUGGUCAGCAGUGUGCAAGUAACCUAAACUCCAGCAUUCGGCUGCCAGAUUAUGCACUUGUUAUUCCAUUAUUUAAAAAAAAAUUAUAUAUGAAUAUAUAUUCAUAUCUAUGAAUUGACACAGGGCCUACAUUUCAAAAUAGAUGUAUAAAUGAAUGAAGAGCUAUAUUGGAAAAUAUAGAAAUAUAAGUAAGAAAAAAGAUGGAGAUAAUAUAUUGUGUACAGCUAUAUAUAAAAUAUAAAAGGGACAAAUCAGCAAUGAAAACCAAUUUCAAACUAAUCUCAUAAACAAAGGAAUGCCCACAUAUGUUGACUUGGUCAUGAUCUAGCGUCACUAAUUGUCUGUAGUUCAUUCCUUUUUUGGGGCAUUUGAACUUAAAACUGCAGGCUAUGGGAGUUUUUGUGCAAUAUGAAGCAUGGCUGGAAUCCACUCUGGCAGCUCUGCUCCAGACGUCUUUUUCAACAGAUUUUGACUUCUUAAACUGCCAGACGUCAUUCCAGUCAUUGUUAUGAACCUAUCUGCCCCAGAAAGGCUGUGGACUGCAGACAGUACUUCAGAGCAGAAAGACAGAGACUGUGCGCUCACAAGCAGAGCCCUGACAACUCGCUGGUUCACCUCUAAUCCUCGCAAAUACUAUGGGUGUGUCACACACUGCCUUUACAAUAGAUAGGACAGACUGAAGGAGAUGUGUGCAGUGUGUCCUGUCAUCGUAUUAAAAUUUCAAGAUGAAAUCUAGAGAAACAACUGACUGAUUUAUACGUGUAUGCUUGCGAUAUAUGCUUGUCCAUGUAUCAGAUUAUUCCUUGUAUACAAUGUUCAGAUUCAAAUCAUACCUUCACAGUAGAAAUGUGAGUGGAAGGGGCCUUUGUCAAAUUAACAUGACCAAGUAACUAUAUGUGUUCAUCCCACAACAUGCAAAUCCACACUGUACUGCUAUGUAUAUGUUGCCAUAAGUUAGAUGUAUAAAGAUUUACAUAUUUUUUGUAACUACAAAUUUAUUAAAUAGCAAUCUGAAUAUUAUUUUAUCAUAAAAUAAAUAGAUGUGUUGGUACACUGAUAUAUCUAUAGGGCAGAAAAUAUGAAUUGAGAGUAAACCUUUAUCAUUAUAUCUUUAUAAAAAUGGAAGUAAAAUAAGCAGUCAUCAUUCUCAUUUAUCAUAUGUGAGCUUAGUAACUUUUUUUUCCAUAAUAACUAUGUUUUGGCUAUCCCUGUUGUACCACUGAAAUGGCACACUGCCAAAAAAACAACUUUCUCAGAUGUAGUCUGUCUAUACGAGUUCAGAAUCACAAAACCGGUCUUUAGCAGUUGAGCUGUGAAAAAGGUCAUUGUAUUUAAAUAUUGUUUGUUACCAUUUAGAAUGACUGGUGUGUCAUGUGUCAGAGGACGUUUAUUCUUGUGUUCAAUCUCUUUUUGCCUCAGGAAAGCACACACUAAAUGCAGCAAGGCGAAUCAAAAAUGGGGACGGCAUAUGCAUCGCAGUAAGGGCUUAAUACAAUACUGGUCAACAGAGAAAGCCAUUUUCUUACCGUCCUGUCCCAUCCUGAACAACUGUUGCCUGGACUAUGUGGGCCUCUGACGUCAAGAGUUUGACUGGGGAAUAUAGACCCAUGUCUAUUUUUUUUUUAUGCCAACCAAAAACAGUAAUACUCUCGCAUGUGAUUAGCAUUGUAGCUGUGCUGAUUUGCUCCUUGUCUGGGUCAACCUGGGUGGGUAGCCUACAACAACAAAGAGCCGCAGAGUUGAACCCAAAUAGUGUUUUUGCGGGUGAGACCGAUAUUAAUCCUAUGGCUCGGACACAUUCCAUAGACAACCCACUUCCCCCUUUGUGCAUCCCCAUCCAUUACUACCAUCAGGGAAAAACAUCAUCGUACACUUGUCUUCUUUUUGUUUUGUAUUUGUUCAUAAAAAGUAACAAGUGCAUGACCUUUUGCAGCAGGCCCCCCUGUUUCUCCCCCAGUGCCAACUGGAAGCCCAAGGGCAGUCAUUUUCCUCACUGUAAAUACCAGGAAAAAGAGUUAUGAACAGCUCUGUAAAACAUGUAAAUCUCACGUGUACAACGAUCACCGGGCAUGGACAACGUGUAGUGUAUGUCACACAGACCGACCUGCCAAAUGAUGUGCUUUUUGUGUAUAAAAAAAAUAAAAAAUUAAAAGAUAAAAAUGACACAUUGUUUCCAAAAACGAAUUAAAACAAAAAAAGCAUAUGUGUGUAUGUGGCCAGCUCGUGCAGAAAAUUUAAAAGUUGUAUUUGGAAACAUUAUUGGUCUGUGUAGAAUUUCUAUACAUGUUGUGUUUGUAAAAUGGGAUGAGAAAGAGAGAAAAAAAAUCUUUCACAAGAAAGACCCUGGCUUCCAUCUAAUUUUGAGUAGGGGGAUGAAUGGAAUAAGAAAUUCAAAUGAAAAAAAUUAAGAGAGAAGUAAAAAAAACUAAAUGAUUUUGAAAACGAAAAUGUUACAUUCACUGUUGUAAGUGCAAUGAGCUAUAAUUCAUGUAUCCAUCGUAAACCUUGUGUAUGUUUCAGUGUAUUCCUGUAAGCAGUUGUAGUAGACUUGGUGCAUCAUGUCAUGUAAUGUGAUGAAUGAAAUAAUGAUCCUACAAUACAUUUCAAUCAGGAAAAAAGAAUAAACGAGAAUUUGAGAAAUCA